AUGAGCAAGCUUCAAGUAGUUGUUAUGGAAGCUCGUGGAGUUCCAAAAGUUGACGUUGUUGGAUGGUCAGACCCAUACGUUCAAGUUAAGGUCAAUGAUGGCAAGGUUGUUGAAACCAAAGUUAGAAAGAAUGAGAAAAACCCAGUAUGGGAUAAGAGAUUCCAAUUUAACGCUACAUCUAAGGAUACACUCCACUUAAGACUCAUGGAUAAAGACGCAAUUUCCAAAGAUGACCCAAUCGGAGAAAUAGUCAUUCCUCUUGGAUCAUUCAAAGUAGGUGAAUUCCAAUGCGCAUGGUUCCCAGUCAAGCUUUAUCCAGAUGUUAAGCCAGAUAAGACACCUUGCCAAAUCAGACUUUUGAUUGAACUUCUUCCAUAA
Molecule: messenger RNA, 378 nt
Organism: Trichomonas vaginalis G3
Lineage: Eukaryota; Parabasalia; Trichomonadida; Trichomonadidae
Product: calcium ion-regulated exocytosis of neurotransmitter
Exons: 1
Coding region: 1-378 (125 amino acids)
Molecular function (GO): calcium ion binding
Source: RefSeq, a predicted model, not a curated record